This is a messenger RNA of Vespula pensylvanica (western yellowjacket), 2073 nucleotides long. Its product is annotated as p21-activated protein kinase-interacting protein 1-like. The record is from RefSeq and is a predicted model, not a curated record. Bases 44 to 1582 code for a protein of 512 amino acids. The transcript is spliced from 3 exons. Lineage: Eukaryota; Metazoa; Arthropoda; Insecta; Hymenoptera; Vespidae. Gene Ontology annotation, molecular function: protein binding.
AAGUCACUGAGUUUAAAUAAAUUGUAUCUCUAAGACAGUCGUCAUGCAACUAGAUUUAAACACGUCCGAUCCUUUUGAAAUUGUUGUGGGUACUUACGAGCAGUAUUUGGUCGGCUACAAGGUCUCUAAUAUCGUAAAUGAAUAUAAACUUGAGAAAAGUUUUGUCACACAUAGCCAUCUGGCAAGUAUAAGAAGUGUUGCUAGCAAUAAAUAUUAUUUAGCAUCUGCAGGUGCAGAUGACUCAAUCUAUCUGUAUGAUUUGCGUAAUAGAAUAGAAUCUGGUAGAUUAAUGCAUCAUAAUGAUACUGUUAAUCAUAUAACUUUUACACCAGAAGCGUCACAUUUGUUUUCAUGUAGUAACGACGGGACAAUAGCUGCUAUUGGAUGUGGUAAUUGGCAAAUUGAGAAACAUUGGCAAAAGCCACAUAAAGGUUUAUCUGUUCAUACUAUAGCUAUACAUCCAACAGGAAAAUUAGCUUUAUCUACAGGAGCUGAUGGUAUUCUUAGAACAUGGAACUUAGUUAAAGGACGACAAGCAUAUGCUACAAAUUUGGUACCACGUUUAAAACUGGAUGCUAAGAACAUCACAGUCUUAAAGUGGAGUCCAAAUGGAGAAAAAUAUCUUCUAGCAGUAAAUCAAAAAAUUGAUAUAUAUUCAGUAGAAUUGGCAGGUAUUGAUGAUGAAGUACAAUUUGAUUCCAAAAUCGUGUGUGUAGAAUUUUUAAGAGAUGACUUGAUUGCUGUCGGCUUAGAAAAUGGUCAAAUUAAAUUUUAUGAUCUUGAUAGAUCUGUACAUACAUUAAAUACAUUGGCACAUGAUAUUAGAAUUAAAUGUAUGGCACACAAAGAUGAUUUAUUGGUAACAGCUUCCAGUUCUGGUGAAAUUAAACUUUGGAGGUUUACUAGACAUAAGAUAGAUAUGUUGCAGAGUAUUAAUUGUGGUGCUAGAAUUACUUGCCUUACACUUGCAAUGCCAUAUAAAAAUACAGUUCAUAAAAAAGAAAUACUAUCAAAGGUUGAUCAGAAAGUAAAAAGCAAAAGUAUGUUCCGAUUACAACAAGAAGUUAUUAUAGAAGAAAAUUGUGACGAUGAUUGGGAAGUGACAUCUGUUGAUAAUUCUGACAUAAAACCAAUUGCUAAGUCAAAGAGUAAUUCGAGAAGAGCAGAAUGGAUAGAAGAAGACAAUCCUCCAGGCAAGAAAGUAAAAUUAAAUACAGACAAACGAUGUAAUAAAAAUAACAUGUGGAAUAAAAGAAGUAUUGCAUCUGUAGAAAAAGAUACUUCUCCUUCACCAAAGAAGAAAAGCUUAAUCGAAGAUAGGGAUAAUAAUAAUAAGAAAAAGAAAAAUUUACACAUUAAGAAAAGAAAAAAGAACGACAUAGUGCAAGAUAUUACUCAGAUGUCUUCCAAAAAAAUAAAAAAGACUAUAAAGAAAAAUACGGAAUCUGGUAAUAAGAUUCAGAAGAAGAGGAAAAUAGAAUUAGUUAAAGUAGAGGAAAAUAAUAAUAAAUUUAAUAAAAAAAUGAAAACGAUAGAAGAGGGACAUUUUAUAAUAUCAAAUAAAAAGAAAAAGACAACUUGAGAAAGUACUUAUUUUUUGAAUGAUAUUUACAGUUCGUAAAAUGACGUUCAGAAUACACAAUGUAAGAGUAAUAAUAAAUUAUUCACUAGCUUCUAUCAGUCUAUAUAAAUAUAAAUCUUAAAUUAGAUAUGACAGUUUUAUGCUUUUUUUUUUUCAUGCAUUCUGUCACAAUUGUACAAAUAUAUCUUGGAUUGAGUCAAAUACCAAAAAUUUACCACAAGAUGCACUUGUGUUCUGGAUUCAUACGACUAUUAGUUGAACACUUCCAGGCUUUCGCGAAUUCUGCAUUAUUAGACAAUGUCCCAAUUACUCUAUAAUGAUUUGGUGCAUGGACACCUUCUAUAAGUUUAGAUUUUAAUGCUCCAUUUGUAUAAUUUCCACACCAAACCUGGAAAAAGAUAUCUUAUGUUAUUAAUUUCAAUAACUUAAGAAACAUAUUCUGCGUCUAUUAAUGAUUUAAUAAAAAACGAUCUAUGAUAUUUUACAAAGAA